Molecule: messenger RNA, 625 nt
Organism: Arabidopsis arenosa
Lineage: Eukaryota; Viridiplantae; Streptophyta; Magnoliopsida; Brassicales; Brassicaceae
Source: the annotation of a GenBank genome assembly
ACUCACCAAAGCAUCACACAACACUCACACACACUUUCUCUUAUCUUAUUUCCUCAGUUCUUAUAACUCUUUUCCACUAAUUCAAAUGGCAACCGUCGAGGUUAAACAAGUGGCUCUAGUAGCAGGUGAAAACAUCGAGGUCACAGCAGUCUCCGAGUCUGUCCCAGCUCCGGUAACAGAAUCUGAAGAGCCUGUCGAAGUAACAAAUAAAGACUUGCUCAUAGUAGAAACAGAGAAAGCUCCACUUGAAACUCUGACGAUGGUGGAGGAAGAGAGCAAAGCAGAGGAAGUUGUAGAGGCGAAGAAAGAGGAAGAAAAGAAGACAGAGGAAGCUCCAGUGGUUGUGGAGGAAGAGAAGAAGCCAGAAGCUGAGGAGGAGAAACUCACUGAAGUAGCCACCGUCGCAGCUCCGGUGGAGAAGGCUGAUGAGUAACUUUGAAGAUAAAAAACUGUCUUUUGAAAGACAGAAGAAGAAAAAAACGUUAGCAAGUAAACUAUAUGUUAUAAGUACUUUGUGUCAUGUUUUGUUGUUGAGUCUAUGACUCUUCUUGCUUUUGUGUGUUUUUUUUUAAUUGUCUUAAGUAUUUUCAAUGGUUAUCAUUUUGAAUAAGAUAUACAUUAUGUU